AUGUUCCGCACUGCAGCACCCCCUGCUGUGCCCUCGAGCUUCGGCAACGUCAGCGGUGUGAGCGCUCACGCCAGCUCCUCCGGCUCGGGAUCCGUAGCCCGUCACCACACCGACAAGGCGCUUGCCAGGUAUCCGCAUCGUCUCAACUUUUACACGCUUCCGCCCAUCCACGAGGUCACCAUCGAGCACUUUGAGUCGUGGGCCAUCGACCGCCUCAAGGUGCUGGCCGAGAUCGAGUCGUCGCAGGCGCGCAACCGCACCUACGGCGAGACCAAGGAUGCAGUCAACGCGCUCGCCAAGCGUCUCCUCCCGCUCAACGCCAACACCGCCAACAAGACGGCCGACCUGCUCGCAGAGCGUCUCAAGGACCACGUCAGCCACUUUGUGCUUCGUCUCGCAUUCUGUCGCAGCGAGGAUCUGCGCAGGCGCUUCGUCAAGGCAGAGUCGCUGCUCUUCCGCCUGCGCUUCGAGACCGACGAUGCCACCGAGCGCGAGAGCUUCAUGCGCUCGCUCAACCUCGACUGGAACCCGGUGUCCAACGAGGAGAAGAACCAGUAUCGCGAGCAGCUCGUCGCCACCCACCCAAAGAUGGCCUCCACCUUUGACAGCGAGACCUUCUUCAAGGUGGACUGGACGCGCGUCACGGAUCUCGUCGAGAAGCGCAGGGUGUUCAUGCGCGCCGGACAGGCAUGGGUGCCCAUCAAGGAGCAGUCGAGUCUCGUGCUUGCCGAGUUCCAGUCGCGCCUCAUGCGCGAUCUCGAGAUGACCGCACGUGCGCUUCCGCGUCUGGACGAGGAUGACCGUCUUCUGCCCGUGCUCUCCCACCUCAGCAUGGGCUUCCUAGCCGGCAUCUCGACCGACUACACUGGCUCCAGCAUCACCGCUGACGGCACCACCACCGUCACGGCAGGCAUGGUGGAUGCGCUCGUCAAGACGCACGCUCCGCUCUGCAUGAAGAAUCUCCACUCCACCCUCACCGCCACGGGCCAUCUGAAGCACUACGGCCGACUGCAGUACAACCUCUUCCUCAAGGAGCUCGGUCUGCCCGUCGAAGAGGCGCUCGUCUUCUGGCGUCGAAGCUUCAAGCACAUCACCGACGACAAGUUCAACAAGGAGUACCGCUACAACAUCCGCCACGGCUACGGUCUCGAGGGUAGGAGGAUGAACUAUCCCGCCAAGAGCUGUGCGCGCAUUCUCACGCAGGAUCAACCUGGUCCGCAAGACUCGCACGGAUGUCCCUUCCGCCACUUUUCCACCACCAACCUCUCCUCGGCCAUGGCGCAGCACUACGGCCUCAGCCCCGCGGAGCAGUCCGAGAUCCUGGCGUCGGUCAAGCAGGGUCACUACCACGUCGCAUGCACGCGCAUCUUUGAGAUCACGCACCAAAAGCAGGGCGUCAAAAAGGGCCAGGGUCUCGAUGGCAGAGGCGAAACCGUCACCCAUCCCAACCGAUACUUUGAAAGCAGCUGGAAACUCGCACAGGCCGAUGGCGGCGCCGAUGCCUCGGAAGCGGCCGCACGCAGCUCGCCCGAACACGAGUCGAGCUCGCCACCGGAGCCCUUGCCCGCACCGGUAGCUGCUUCCGAUGCAUCCGUUCAGUCUGCCACAGCCGCAGAUGGCAUGGACGAGUCGUAA
Moesziomyces antarcticus is the source of this 1635-nucleotide messenger RNA. RefSeq names its product DNA primase, large subunit. Bases 1 to 1635 code for a protein of 544 amino acids. Gene Ontology annotation, biological process: DNA replication, synthesis of primer. The record is from RefSeq and is a predicted model, not a curated record. NCBI's taxonomy places the organism in Eukaryota, Fungi, Basidiomycota, Ustilaginomycetes, Ustilaginales, Ustilaginaceae. The transcript has a single exon. Gene Ontology annotation, cellular component: alpha DNA polymerase:primase complex.